This is a messenger RNA of Symbiodinium sp. CCMP2592, 1401 nucleotides long. The record is from the annotation of a GenBank genome assembly. Lineage: Eukaryota; Dinophyceae; Suessiales; Symbiodiniaceae.
AUGGCACCUGAAACAGCAGAAGAGCGCGAAGACCAGUUCAAGGCGGUGGAUGUGUGGAGUGCGGCAGUGACUUUGCACCAGCUCGCUUCCGGAAGCCUUCUUUUUGGGCUUCACAGCGGUUCGACGCAACUGCAGCUGUGCAGUCUUUUGAGCUGCAUCUACCGUUGUUGCAGUCCGAUGCCUCCAGAGUCGGCGAGGAUCAGCCAAAACAUUUGGCGCGUCGUCCGACACAUGCUGCAUGUGGAUCCGUACGAGCGGAUCAGCAUGCACUGGACAUUUGGCCCACCGUGGCAAGCUCGGAUUGACCCCCCCCCGUGUGUACUGGUAGUGCUGACGGUCAUUGGACAGAGGUGCAACGAGCCCGUUCGGGACAAACUUGCAACGUUCCCCAUGCAGCUCUUGUCGGAUGUCGUGCGCAUCACCGGCGGCCGUCUGGCCCUGAUCGAGGAGGAGCAGAUCCUGGACGAUGGUGGCGCAGCCGCAAUUUCCAGGGUGGAUGACAACCGCCUGCGGGUGGAGCGCGACGAGCUGCAGCAUGCACAGCAGGAGAAGGAGCGGCAAAAGGUCGAACGGAAGGAGGCCUUUGAGAGCAAGCUGCGCAAGCUUCGCCGGAACGCAGCCGGCGAGCCGGCAAUGGAGGAGUCGGAGCCUACGCUCCCUGUUGCAACUUCUGCGCCUUCUGGAGCGUCUGCGCCGCCGCGUGUGCGAGAGCGCAAAGAUGAAGGUGAUGCUUAUGGCAAGUACGGGGUGACCAAGUCCGGGCUGAAACAGGCCGAGGAGGAUUUGGACAAGUCCCUAAGAGGGAAGGGCCCGGUGCAGGGCCGCAGCUACUGGGGCAAAGAAGGCCUCGGUAGCGGGCCUCACAUCAAUCUGUUCGAGGAGGCAGAGCUGGCUGUGAAGCAGCAAGAAGCCGCGCACAGCAAGCUUCUGCGCUACCAGGAGACGAACAACAAUCUUGCUGAAAAGGGCAAGAAGCGGCCUCUCUCCGAGUUUGACGAGAUGACCCAAGAGAAGCCAUGGUAUCUCGAGGUCCAAGCUCGCGGCCCUGACGAGGACGGCGAGGAUCCAAAGCUCCAGAAGAAGUGGAGCAGGAAGCACGACCAGCUGAUCCUCAAAGUGGUGGAGCGGAAGAAAGAGGCUUCUACAGCACUGGCGCUGGGCUGUGAGUCAGCGGAAGCUCGGGGAACGCUGCUGGAUGAGGAAUGCCGCGGGAAGCACGCUAGAAGUGAGUCAAGAGGAAAGCAGGCCAAGGACAAGAAGACAAAAAGGCGGAAAGAGAAGAAGAGAAAGAAGGGCAGCCACGAUGAUGAGGCUCUGUCGGAGCUUCGAAAAGAGAGGCAACUGCGUGAGGAGGCCGAGCGAAGGCGGGCAGCAGAGCUGCGACCACUUUUCUCGGGAUGA